Messenger RNA from Phyllostomus discolor (pale spear-nosed bat), 2167 nucleotides. It is a transcript of the gene PRIMPOL, whose product is annotated as primase and DNA directed polymerase. The transcript is spliced from 13 exons. The coding region runs from base 283 to 1977 and encodes 564 amino acids. Gene Ontology annotation, cellular component: nucleus; mitochondrial matrix. The record is from RefSeq and is a predicted model, not a curated record. Gene Ontology annotation, biological process: DNA replication, synthesis of primer; mitochondrial DNA replication; replication fork processing. NCBI's taxonomy places the organism in Eukaryota, Metazoa, Chordata, Mammalia, Chiroptera, Phyllostomidae. Gene Ontology annotation, molecular function: chromatin binding; DNA-directed DNA polymerase activity.
UUUAUUGCAUUUAUUGGGGUGACGUUAGUUAAUAGGAUCGUAUAGAUUUCAAGCGGUGAUUUCUACGGCACUAGAUCAGCACUGCACCGUGUGCCCACCACCUGACACAGGCUGUCAUCCGUCACCGUGUGGUAGAAGUCUCUUUGCACAGAGGGUCUCACAGGUGGCAGAAUUUGAUCGGCCCAAGAAGGGAAGAAACUGGGAAAGGCAAGCGGGGCGUGCCUGUAACUGAGAUAGAGACCUUACACGGGAUAGCAUUCCGUCUCCCCGUACUUCCGAACCAUGAAGAGAAAAUGGGAAGAAAAACGGAAGCGGAUCGAAGAACAAGCAUCGCGUUUCGCAAGGAACCCGCUGCCCUCGGUGUACAGACCCAGGCUGUCCCAGCUGGGACACCCGGCCCCCGUCUGGGAACUGUUUCCUCGGCAAGCUCAAGCUUUCAAUUUUGUUAAAAGCUGCAAAGAGGACGUUCACGUGUUCGCUUUGGAACACGAAGUGGGCGAAGGACAACGUGUUUACCUCGUGACCACCUACGUGCAGUUUUGGUUUUAUUACAAAUCCCGAAAAAACCUCUUGCACUGCUACGAAGUGAUUCCUGAAAAUGCCGUUUGCAAGCUCUAUUUUGAUCUGGAAUUUAACAAACUCGCCAAUCCAGGGGCAGACGGAAAGAAGAUGGUGGCAUUACUCAUUGAGCAUGUUUGUAGAGCACUUCAAGAAUCGUACGAGGUUAACUGUUCGGCCAAAGACGUUUUCAACCUCGAUUCCAGCACUGACACCAAGUUCAGCCGCCACCUGAUAUUCCAGCUCCGUGAUGUGGCGUUUAAAGAUAACAUCCACGUUGGUAAUUUUGUGAGAACAGUGUUGCAGCCUGCUUUUCAUCUCAUUGCCAGUGAGGAUGAUGAAGAUGCCGGAGGGGUUCCAGAGACGGCAGGCCCUGCGUCUCCCUGCUUUCCUGAAGCACCGGCUCAGCAAGGAACGCCCUGCAGCAGUGGCGGAGCAUCCACAGAGAAGGAGAGAGGCGGCAGGAGCCGGACCUGCGAUCCCAGGGGCCUGGAGGGCCCGGGACCGGCUCAGCCAGGCCGUCCUGAUCUUUCCUUCUUAGUCGUGAAGAAUGCCUCAGGGAAAAAGUGUCUGUUUGUAGAUCUCGGAGUCUAUACGAGAAACAGAAACUUCCGGCUGUAUAAGUCAUCAAAAAUAGGAAAAUGCGUGGCCCUGGAGAUUGCCGAAGAUAACGCGUUUUCUGUCACGCGGUCCAGCGACAUUUCCGAGGAAAACCAGUACUUCCUGUCGUCUCUGGUGAGCAACGUCAGAUUCUCAGAUGCUUUACGAAUUCUUACAUGUGACGCACCCAAGAAUAAACAGAGACAGCCUGGGCAUUUUAACAGUCCCAGCACUUCAGUAGAAAACAUUGAAGGUUUUCAGGGUUCACCCUACCCUGAAAUUGAUCAAUUUGUUCUUUCUUUGGUGGAUAAAAAUGGCAUUAAAGGAGGAAUUCGGUGUUGGAACUACUUUUUUCGAGAGCAAUUACUGGUUUAUGACAUUUGCAAAUACCGCUGGUGUGAAAACAUUGGAAGAGCCCACAAAAGUAAUAACAUCAUGAUUGUGGUUGAUCUGAAAAAUGAAGUUUGGUAUCAAAAAUGCCAUGACCCUGAAUGCCAGGCAGUGAACUUCAGAUCUGACUGUGCCCCACUGCCUGCCGAAGUCCGUUUGUCGUUUCUUCUCGGAGAGGAAGAAGAGUUUGCAACUGACGAAGCAAUGAGCAAUGAAACCGAGAAUCCUCAAAAGCCACCGUCCUGUAUGUUGUCAAAGACUGAAUUUUCUGGUCCUGACUGGGACAAUGGCAUUGACGACACUUGUUUUCUGGAAGCGACUGAAGACGCCGAAUUAGCAGAAGCUGCGGAGACCAGCCUUCUUGGUUGUGACAGUGGAGGGGACGAAAUUCCUGAUGAACUGAUUGUGGAAGUUUACAAGAAGAGCUAGCUAACCGUGGAGACUUACGUAACCGUAACCAGGCUGUGAUUUGUCUGACAACAGAUUGUAAAAACGAACAUUAAAUUAUAGUAACUCAUUGUAAAUUAUAGUAACUCAUUGUUAAAUUUGUUGAUAAAAGUUUUAUUUUGCUUUCCAAUUUUGGUUUUUACUGAAGUAAAUCACUUUUAUUGAAAAUUAA